AUGGACAAAACCCUGGGUAUCUUCAGGCAUUCCUUUAGUCUUCUCACCAGAAGAAAUUUCAGCGCUUCUGCUAUUCCUUCUUCGACUGGAGGAGGAGGAGAAGCAACAGUAUCAGCUUUGCAGAAACCAAAGAGGAAAAAGAAGAAGAACUUAUUUGAAGUAGCUCAGUUUCUUCCUAACUGGGGAAUUGGAUAUCAAAUGGCUAAAACACAUUGGUCUGGUGUUUCCUAUCAAAUCACCAAGAUCAAUCUCUACAAGGAUGGUAAACAUGGCAAAGCUUGGGGAAUUGUUCAUAAAGAAGGUCGGCCUGCUGCAGACACUCCCAAGAAAAUAAGUGGUGUUCACAAGCGCGGAUGGAAAUACAUUCCUAACUCAAAAGGGAAAGAAGAAAACUUGAAAGUGAAAGAAGAAAACAUAGUAAAAUCAGCAGCAGAAGUUCAAACAGCUUGA
Papaver somniferum (opium poppy) is the source of this 450-nucleotide messenger RNA. RefSeq lists its product as uncharacterized. Lineage: Eukaryota; Viridiplantae; Streptophyta; Magnoliopsida; Ranunculales; Papaveraceae. Gene Ontology annotation, molecular function: structural constituent of ribosome. The record is from RefSeq and is a predicted model, not a curated record. The transcript has 3 exons. The coding region runs from base 1 to 450 and encodes 149 amino acids. Gene Ontology annotation, cellular component: mitochondrion.